CAGCGCACGCGUCUCCACUCGGACUGGUUAAGCGCCUCCUCUCCUCCAAAGGCAUUUCCUGCCGUCCGCGCUCCAGAAUACACAGCUGCAAGCCAGCGGUUAUGGCAUGCUAUGGACCGCUAUUUAUCUCUCCAUCGUUUUCCAUCUCUUGAGGAUGCAGGUGUGCGCGGUUAACUUCCAAGUGUAUCGCGUUUGGAAAGCGGCGUUUUGAGCGGCCUUAUUUCCACAUCUCGAGACGGCAUAAGGCGCGAGCGUUAGGCUACUUUGUUUCGGGACGAACGGGAGCGUCGCACAGUCCCAUUCCAUUUAAAACGUGAUUGACGGUUCCUGAGGUGUGAUCUGAACCCCCGUCAAACCCAAACAGAGCCGUUCUAGAUCUGACAUGAAGUCGUUCGGAUACGUGUAGGUCUCCUGCCACGUUUCGCUCUUCGAGGGCUGCUGAAGUUGCGUCUGCAACAGAGGUGGACAGACUGGCCGGCACAAUGAAGGAGGAGAACUUGUUCCGCAGACGGUUCUCUCUCUGUCCCACAGCCACCUCGCCUCCCAAGAUCGACCCACGCUUGCUGACCCGCAACCUGUCCUAUGGAGGAGACAAUGAACUGUACCCACUCAGCCCAGGGAAUGAAUCGGAGAGGAACGGUUUGCCCUUACUGAGGGACGAGGUCAGCCCGGUCCGCUCACCCAGUAGCACGUCCGAAUCCAGGAUAUUUAUCGGUUUGGAGAAGGAGUCUUCCUUGCCCACGGAGAAGCUGGCAAGGAAAGAAUCGCUUAAGGUUCAGAAGAAGAACUAUCGACAGGAGAAGAAGAGGGUCGCCAAAGAACUGUCCAGUGCACUUAAGGAUCCAAGUGUGGUUAUUAUGUCCAACUGGCUAAAGAUUCGAGGCUCAUUGAAGAGUUGGACGAAAUUGUGGUGCAUCCUUAAGCCCGGCAUUCUCCUGAUAUACAAGACGCCCGGCUCAGAUCACUGGGUGGGAACGAUUCUUCUCAACGCCUGCAAGCUCAUCGAAAGACCCUCAAAGAAGGACGGAUUCUGCUUCAAACUCUACCAUCCACUGGACAAGUCCAUAUGGGCCAUGAAGGGUCCUGAAGGAGAAUCUGUGGGCUCCAUCACUCAACCCUUGCCUAGUAAUUACCUGAUCUUCAGAGCGGCGUCCGAAUCUGAUGGACGCUGUUGGAUGGACGCUCUGGAGCUGGCUCUCAGCUGCUCCAGCCUGUCGAAGAUGAGCGCGAAGAGCGGCAGGGAUGGAGAUCUUAGCGGCUCCCCCGAGUCCUCACACAUACUGCAGCUGCUGCAGAGCUCGGCUCUCACCGACCAGGACCUGCUGCAUUUGAAUAACUCCAUGUUGGAAAACCAUAUGGAGAAUGACGCCAACUCAGACAAAUCAGAGAGGGAGGCACAUGAAGACUCGGACAAUGCGGCAAAUGAGAAUGGAGGCAGACUGACGGAGGAGAGCGAUAUGGACCAAUCAGAUGACAUGUGCCCGCAGGCCACGGUGUUUGUUGAAGAAGCCCAUGAAGAAAUGGGAGAGGCUGGCGAGGCAUCACAGGUGGAGACAGUCUCUGAGGAGAACAAGGGUUUGAUCUGGACUCUCCUGAAGCAGCUGAGGCCAGGAAUGGACUUGUCUAAAGUGGUUUUGCCGACGUUUAUCCUGGAGCCACGUUCAUUUCUGGACAAGCUGUCGGAUUACUACUAUCAUGCUGACCUGCUGUCCCAGGCUGUGAUGGAGGAGAGCCCGUACAGCAGGAUGAAGCAGGUCUUGCGCUGGUAUCUUUCAGGCUUCUACAAGAAACCAAAGGGGCUAAAGAAACCAUACAACCCUAUUCUAGGAGAGAUGUUUCGAUGCUGCUGGCUGCAUCCAGAAACAGACAGCUGUACAUUCUACAUCGCAGAACAGGUUUCUCAUCACCCUCCAGUUUCAGCUUUCUACAUCAGCAAUAGGAAGGACGGAUUCUGCAUUACUGGAAGCAUUCUGGCCAAAUCCAAGUUUUAUGGGAACUCGUUGUCUGCUAUACUCGAUGGGAAGGCCAGACUCUUGUUUCUCACCCGAGAUGAAGAGUAUAUCAUCACAAUGCCGUACGCUCACUGUAAAGGGAUUCUGUAUGGUACAAUGACAUUAGAACUUGGCGGGAAAAUCACCAUUGAGUGUGAAAAAACACAAUGUUACACUGAACUUGAAUACAAAUUGAAGCCUUUUCUUGGUGGCUCUUGCAACGUUAACCAGAUUUCUGGAAAGAUCCGUAUGGGGGAAGACGUCCUGGCUACAGUAGAUGGGCACUGGGACAGUAAAGUGCACCUGACCGAGAAGAGGACGGGCCAGCAGGAGGUGCUGUGGAACCCCAGUCCUGACAUACGCAGACAGCGGCUGAAGAGACAGGUGGUGCAGGUGGACCAGCAGGAGGCGUUCGAGUCUGAGAGGCUGUGGCAGCAUGUGACCAGAGCGAUUAACGAUAAAGACCAGAUGAGAGCCACGCAGGAGAAGUUUGUGCUGGAAGAGGCUCAGCGGCAGGAGGCCCGAGAGCGAGCCGAGCGGCCCUGGAACCCACGACUCUUCACCUUCAACACCGACACCAAUGAGUGGCACUACAAAUACACCGACACUAAGCCGUGGGAUCCGCAGCGCUGUCUGCUGCAGUUUGAGAAAGGCGGCGUCAUCCAGACAAAAGAGAAAACCCGGCGCAGAAGCUUCUCCUACAGCCAGAACUGGGCUGCACAGCAGAAGGUGCGGGUGAACGGCAAACACAGGAAGUCGAGCAGCCAGCCGUCCAGCUGCAGUCAGAACACCGAGAGCAGCAGCAGCACACCAGAACCAAACCACGAGUCAUCCGACAACGAAGGUUUUAUGAAGCAGUGUGCAAGAUGCACUAAAGAAGUGAAAGACAUCGUCCUCAUAGAGGCCUCGGUAGCAGCUAUACAGAAAACACAGCAGGACAUCCAGAGAAACCUGAGUGCACUGGGACGGCAGAUUGCGCGGCAUAAGACCGCAGAGGAGAGCAAGUCCUUGAGCGGCCGCCACUGUCUCAUCCUCUGCAUGCUGUUGCUCUUCCAGCUACUCAUCAACUACGUCUUCACUUGAGAUGCUGUCCCCUAGAGACCAUCGCCUAGCAAUAAACACAGCCAAACUAUCACCGUCACACAGCCCCUUGAAUGCACCGUAAUGUUGCUACCAUCCGUAGCCACACCAUCAAGCACUAAGCACUUCAAUUAGAGAGAAAGAGACUCUUGUUUUAAUGAAUAUGACCGAUAAUCAUUUUAGAGUGGAUGUAAAACACUGUACUGCCACUCUCAGUAACUGACGUGUUCCCUCUUUCCUACAUAAUUCCCUUUCUCUGCAAUAUAGGUCAUGUAUUUGUGGCAUAUUUGAACGCAGUUGAAUGGGUUUGUGUGUCUUUGUGUGCAUUUCCCACAAACUCCUCUUCCAUUUAUACACCGGCCUUAAAACUGAUGCCAAAAAGGGGGAAAAAAGAAGCGAAAAGGCAGUGAAGUCCACCAGUGCAGUUGUAUUAUGCUUACAAGUGAACGUCUGACCACACAUAUUUGCUCAUUUUAUUAUUUAACCAAAACAGUGUUUCUGUAUAGAACAAUACAAAGAAGAGUAAAUGUUUACAAACUUGAUUGUACACAAAGGAAACAAUGCUCGGACACCAAAUGCGUUGUGUAAAUGUAGAUGAAGUUAACAGAAUUGGCGAAAGCACUACGAUAACAGAAUGAACAAUCAGCCAUAAGACUAUGGCAACCCAAUUUAACAUUUAAUCCUUAAAACAUACUAGUAUCCAGUUUCAUACUACUAGUAUUUUUUUUUUUUUUUUUGCUACUAGUAUGUAUUCCAUUAAAUUCUAGUUCUUAUUUGUCAGCUAAUAGUAAUUAUUCAUUACAUUUUCUUAGUUGAUAUUAAUAAGCUACUAGCUCUUAUUCAUUAACUUGGCCUCCUAGUGAUUGCUCUUUAGCUACUAGUUCUUAUUCAUUAGCCUACUAGUAACUAUUCAUUAGCUAAUAGUGAUUUUUCAUUAGAUACUAGUGUUUGUUCAUUAGCUACUAGUGCCUAUCCAUUAGAUACAAGUUCUUAUUCAUUAGAUACUAGUACUUACUUCAGUAGUAACUAGUAUCUAUUGUUACUAGUAACACAUUUAACAUUUUUGCUGUUGACUUCUAUUGGAAUUUUUCACUUGCAUAUUAACUAUUUAGUUCUAACUAGUAUGUAUUACAACGAGUAGUGUAUUUUUAAAUAUUUCUAGUAAGUAUUCAUUAGAUACUAGUACAUAUUUAUUAAAUACUAGUAUUUUUCAUUAGAAACAUGAACAUAAAUAGAUACCGGUAUCUAAUAAAAAGUAUCCAUGUUUGUAGUAAUUUAUAAAAAAAACUUACUAGUAACAUUUGGUAUAAGUAGUAGAAUAUAAUAAAUGUGUACUAGUAUGUGUUUUAUAAAUACUAGUAUCUAACAUAUAAGUACUGGCAUCUGUUUAAUAGGCUCAAGUGUCUAAUGAAUAAGUAAUAGUAUACUGGAAUAAUAGGUACUACUGUCUAAAAAAAAUAGUUAACUACUAGUACUAGUACUAGAAAAGUACUAGAAACAAUUUUUACCUUGCAAGUCACAACUUCUUUUCACUCUAGUCAUGGCCACUGUAGAGUUAAAUAAAAAAAAAUGAGAACGAGAAUUUAGAAUGAGUACUAGCAUCUAAUAAAUGUGUACUAUUAUCUUUUGAAUAAUAACUAGUAGUUAAUCAGUAAAUUAUAGUAUGUAUUAAGUUGUAUCUAAUGAAAAGUGCUAGUAUCUAUGUAAUAGGUGCUAGUAGUAUGCUAAUAAAUACUAGUAAUGCUGUAAGGAUUAAAUGUUAAAACGGCUUGCCAUAAUAAUAAUAUUGAUAUUCAUGAGUGUUUGUUGAGGAUUGGGUAGGUCAGUCACAAUAGUGACACUUGAGGCCUUCUGGGAAGUUCAAGUUCAUUGAAGUUGCUUGGAUCAAGUGCGUUAUGUUCAAUAACGAAUGUGUGACUGAUUAAUCGAAAGUGUAUAUACAUGUAUUUGUUUGGAACAAUUGAAUUUGGGUGUAUUUAUUUGAUCAUUUCACAUGAUUUGUUUUAUAUGUAAUCGUACUGUUUUUAAGAACACAUUCAUUCAGGUUUUCUGGGAGCAAGUACAGUUGAGCAUCAGAUUGCUUUCUCUUUCUGACAUUUUUUGUUGUGUAGUUUCGAGUGACUCCUUGAGGGGAAAUAUUAUGGUCAAAGUACAAAACUUCCAAUGCAGGAUUCAAAUAGGAAAGCUGUGCUUGAAUGAUGCUUUUGCUCCGGAGCCAUAGUUCAACCCAUUGGAAUUUAAAAUUAUUUUUCAUUUCCUUUUUUCUUUUUUACAGAGCACAGUAUGUUAUCUUGUCUGUCAACUGAAUUGAAUGAGAUGUCAACGGCUCACUGUUUAUUAAUGAUUGUUGCAACUACAGCACCACAGUAAAGUUUUACAUUUCAACA
Messenger RNA from Carassius auratus (goldfish), 5458 nucleotides. Its product is annotated as oxysterol-binding protein-related protein 5-like. The record is from RefSeq and is a predicted model, not a curated record. NCBI's taxonomy places the organism in Eukaryota, Metazoa, Chordata, Actinopteri, Cypriniformes, Cyprinidae. The transcript is spliced from 22 exons. Gene Ontology annotation, molecular function: cholesterol binding. Gene Ontology annotation, cellular component: membrane; cortical endoplasmic reticulum; cytosol. The coding region runs from base 483 to 3074 and encodes 863 amino acids.